Molecule: messenger RNA, 2198 nt
Organism: Argiope bruennichi
Lineage: Eukaryota; Metazoa; Arthropoda; Arachnida; Araneae; Araneidae
Product: TATA box-binding protein-associated factor RNA polymerase I subunit A-like
Exons: 12
Coding region: 467-1726 (419 amino acids)
Biological process (GO): transcription by RNA polymerase I
Cellular component (GO): RNA polymerase I transcription regulator complex
Source: RefSeq, a predicted model, not a curated record
GAAAACAAAAGAUAUUGCAUGUGGCUCUAGCCUUUCUUUUUCAAUAGAAAAUAAAAAUUUGAAUUUUUAUAAUGGUUGGAGCCAGAGUUAUUUGUGUGUGUGUUUUUACAUAUUGUAUUAUGAGUUAACAGAUUGAAAAAAAAAAUAUUCUAAUAAAAUUGAUUUUUUUUGACAAUAGAGGCAGAGCCAAGAAAGAGAAUAAGAACACUACUGAACUGAAAAUGCAAGGAAAUAAUUUAAAAGGCAGUCGCUGUGUUUUAAAUUGAGUAUCAAUAAAAAAAUAAUUUGACUUGAACUAAAUUGUCAUGCUAAAUAUAUUUUGUUUAAAUUGUGUUCGAGAGAGACGUUUGUUUUUUAAUGCAAAUAAGAAAUAAUACAGACACAAUAGACUUAUAAUGUUAAUAUCUAAUUAAUCAACCAAAAUAAAUUAUGAGGUAGUUUUAACUUUUCAGUUCUUUUACCCCCUAUGCAUUCAACAAUGACAAAAGCUGUUGCAAGUGUAGAAAUUUUACCCAAAGUGUUGGAAGUCUUAAAUCUGAUUGUCACAGCUAUUGACACACCAACAAAGAAGUCUAAAGGAAAGCUUAAAUUUGAUGCAUACAGUUAUGCUGCUGCAGAAAUUCAUGAAUAUUCAAAUGUUCAUACAGUUGGGAAGAAAUGUGUGGAGUUGGUAAAUCAAAGCAUAUGCAGUCAAAGAUACGAACAAGCUGCCAAAUUGUUAUGCAUUCUUUGUGGUGAUAGCACAGUUUAUGAAAAUUUUUUGUUUAAGGCAACUAUGGUAAUUCUUGAAAAUCUGCAACUCUGUGAUAAAGAUGAAGUUAUUUAUAGAUUUCUGAAAGAAAUUCAGAAUCUGGCAUUUGUAAAUAAGAAAGAAACAGUGCUGGAAUAUAUUCAGUGUGGAAUUAGAAAUAAUUUUUCUAAUCUGAGCAGUAAACUUAAAGGUUUUAAUUUUGUAAAAAAACUUCGAAAACAUUCUACAAUCGAUCCACUUUUUGAAGCAUAUGCUGCUUAUAUUGAUUAUAGGACAUAUCUACAUGCUGAUGAAGUUUUUCCUAAUAGUGAAAGGCAAGCCUCUCAAGCAUCACAGAUAUCAAUGGAAGGCGUUAUCACUAAAUUUAAGUCAUUAAUUAGAAUUCCUGGUGAUUGGGACAUUUUUGUUUUGAAGUUGGUUGAGAUGUUAGAGACAAAUGGUAAAGUUGAAGAAAUAGGAGACAUAUUAUAUGAUUAUGCAAAAUGUAAUCCAAAUCAUCUGAAUGGGCAUAUAUAUUUGUGUGAGUAUCUUAGAAAGCAUGAUCCAGAUUCAGAAAUAUUGACUGAUCAUUUGAAGAUUAUAGCUGAAUUAUGCCCUUCUGAUGAAAGAGUUUUAUUGCUCAUUGAAAAAUGGAAUGCAUAUGAUGAUGAAUUAAGAGAAUGUUUGAAGCUCAUUUUUAUGUUUUUGGAUUAUCCUUCCAAUGGAAAAAAUAUUGAACCAUGGAAAAUAUUGUCAAAUCUUUUGGACCAAGCCAAGUCUAAGAUUACUAAGGAAGAAAUGAUAAAACAUUAUUGGCAGUCAAGGUCUUCUUCUUGGCAUUGGAUGUAUUUUAAUCCACCACAAGUUCAUAAUGUAACUCAAGAAGACUUUUUUCUUAUUUCCAUUAAAACAUCCAUUCUUUCUUAUUUUGAUAAAAAUCAUCAAUAUAUUAAAGAGAUUCAAUUAAAAUUUCCAAAAUGUCAAAUUUUUCUAUAAAAAUUAUUAAAAAAAAUAUUGUGGAAUCUGCAUUAUCUUGCCUGUAAAUAUACUAUAUGAUCAAAAAUAUCCAAAUACUAUUGUUGAAUUUCUCCUAAAGGUCUAAUCGAACACUCCUCAAUUUUGGUCAUGUACAAGAAUAUGUUUGUAUUUGCAUUUUUCUAAGAAGAUUCAGUCACAAGGGUGGGAACUGAGUUAUUAGCAAAGAAAAUGAUUUGAGCUCAUCUGGUUUCACAGAAGGCAGCAAAGAAAAUAAUGAUUUGCAACUUUUAUUAAUGGCUCUGUUUGCUGCAAGAAAUACUUGCAUGCUUAGCUGUAAAAAUAGCAAGUAUAUUCAAGAAGAUAAGUUUUUAAAUUCUAAAGUUUCUUGCAUGUUCAAAAAGUGAAGAUACUUUUGACAAUAUAGUGUAAGUUGUCUAUUUAUAUACUUUCACAUAGUUAUUUGCUAGUAUAUUAAAUUAUAUUUUAUUAA